AUUGGUGUAAACCUUGGGAUGUAUCCAUUCAUUCACCCUGUAAAUCCUGCUCCCUCGGACUCUUUAUAAGAUAGUCACAAAUCGCCUCCGCUUCGGUGAUCGACAAUGAGUUCUCAAGGAAAAAGUGGGGACGGGGUGAAUCCCAGAGCGGCCAAAUACGCCAACUUAUCAUCGAGAGCUGGACUUCUGUUCCCGGUUUAUAGAUUUGCUAGGUUCUUGGUUGCCGGUAAUUACUCCAAAAAAACUACUGCCACUGCCACCAUCCACAUCUCCGCCGUUCUCCAAUACGUGGCUGCUGAGGUUCUAGAACUUGCUGGAAAGGCAGCCAAGGAAGAUGGAAAGGCUUCGAUUUUGCCAUGUCACAUCAGGAGUGCGAUUAAAAACGACGAGGAGUUGAACAAACUGUUGGGUGAGGCUUUUGAAGUCGCGGACAGGGAGUAUGACGACGACUACUUGAGCAAGCUUUUGGGGGCUGCUUCUCUUGAUAACCACGCUGACGAUAUGUCUAUAAACUAACAAUCGGAUUGUUGACCCUCCCAACUUUUAUUGAUGAUAAUUCUUUUUUUUUUUUUAUCUGAUAUGAUUAUUUUGUACUCCCUCCGUCCAAAAAUUAUUAUCCAGUUUGGAUUUUCAUUUUUAGUUCAAAUUGUACUAAAAGUGAAAUCUCAAAUCGGACAAUAAUUUUGGGACAGAGGGAGCAGUAUUUCUGUACUCCUUUUCGCUUUUUGCAACUGAGUUUUGCCUCAGGCAGGCAUUACCUACAUUGGCGAUCACCGUGCUGUAACUUUUGGUGUUUCGGAAGCUUCUUAGGCUUUAGAAUUGAUCACAUUUCAAUUGUCACAUUCCUCCUGGAGAAAGUUAAAUCAACGCUCAUUCCCGUA
Oldenlandia corymbosa var. corymbosa is the source of this 881-nucleotide messenger RNA. The record is from the annotation of a GenBank genome assembly. NCBI's taxonomy places the organism in Eukaryota, Viridiplantae, Streptophyta, Magnoliopsida, Gentianales, Rubiaceae.